UUUGUUAGAAUGAGGCAAUUAAGUUUGAGUGAUUGUCUUAGUCUUUCUAUCCAGUGCGCUGAGGAAGCAGGAAACCUUAUUUUAAAGGCAAAUGACCAAGCAAAAAUAGCCCAGAUGAAAUCUUCCUCCAGCGAUUUUGCUACCGCGACCGAUAAAGCUUGUGAAGAGCUUAUUGUAACAAAGAUUAAAAAUUCUUAUCCAGAACAUCAUAUUAUAGGAGAAGAAUCAACAGCGCUUGGCACUGAAAUAACUUUAACUGAUUCUCCUACUUGGAUAAUCGAUCCCAUAGACGGCACUACUAAUUUUGUUCACGGAUUUCCUUUCGUAGCCGUUUGUAUCGGUUUUUCCGUUAAACGAGAAAUUAAAGUGGGAGUUGUUUAUAAUCCUAUACUUAAACAUCUAUACUUUGCUAAAGAAGGCAGUGGAGCUUACCUUAAUUCGACGCGCCUUCAGGCGAGUAGUUGCACCGAUUUGUCGAGAUCGCUUCUAGUUUCUGAGUGGAGCUACGAUCGAAGGCGGGAUCAUCUAGCUUGUGCCCAAGCAAACUUCACUAAUUUUCUUAUGCAUCCGUGCCACGGCAUUCGCUCUACUGGCUCUUCCGCUUUAGAUUUGUGUCUAGUAGCUGAAGGGAGCGUGGAUGGAAGUUGGAUUUUUGGCUUAAACAUUUGGGAUUAUGCCGCUGCUUCAAUUAUUGUAAAAGAAGCGAAUGGCGUUGUUAUGGAUGUUACUGGUGGCCCCGUAGAUUUUCUUGCAAAGCGUGUAGUUGCCGCUGGUACGAGGGAACUCGCCCUGGCUCUUUGCGAAAAAUUAGUAGAAACUCCAGUUUAG
Molecule: messenger RNA, 828 nt
Organism: Zophobas morio
Lineage: Eukaryota; Metazoa; Arthropoda; Insecta; Coleoptera; Tenebrionidae
Product: inositol monophosphatase 1-like
Exons: 8
Coding region: 10-828 (272 amino acids)
Biological process (GO): phosphatidylinositol phosphate biosynthetic process; signal transduction; inositol metabolic process
Molecular function (GO): inositol monophosphate 1-phosphatase activity
Source: RefSeq, a predicted model, not a curated record